GGGAGAUAAGUGUGUGCUGCUUGAGGAGAGGACACAGCUGGGGGAAGCGAGAGGAGUUGAUCCAGAAAGUGACUGCUGACAGCCCGCUUUGUAAUAGAUGUCUCGGACUGAGAAGUGAAAACUUUCCGACUCAGAGUGAGCGUGGUCCUGCCUGAAAUCCCUUCGUUGAUGGUCAAGGGAUAAAAUGAAAUCAUCUUUAUGGUCUUUCCAUCUCUGAGCUGUCUGAAUUAAACAACUCCACAUCGGCUGGCCACCAUGAAUUCCUCGGACCUGCCGGGCGCCAACGUCACACCAGUGUGUUACUCCAUCAAAAGCCCACCAUUCAAGUAUCACCCUACUGUCGCCUCAAUCUACUACUCAUCCAUCUUCAGCACUUUGGGUCUCAGCUCCAAUCUCAUCGCCUUUAUUGUGUUGCUCAAAUCCUUCCGACGGACACACAAUCGCUCACGGUCAUCUUUUCUAAUCUUUCUGGGCGGUUUAGUAGUUACUGACUUCAUGGGUCUUCUGGUCACGGGCUUGAUUGUGGUCUCCUACUAUGUAACACAUUUUAAUUGGCGUGAAUUGGACCCAAACUGCCACUUUUGCAACUUCAUGGGAAUGUCAAUGGUUUUCUAUGGACUGUGCCCUCUGCUGCUUGGUGCUGCCAUGGCCACAGAGCGCUUUAUUGGCAUCAACCUUCCAUUUGCACGCUCCGCCAGCGCACCCAAGAGAAGGACGGUCUCCAUGGUGUUGAUGGUGUGGAUGACAGCGGGUUGCAUUGCACUGCUGCCCCUGACUGGCAUCGGCAGCUACCACAUUCAGAUACCUGGCUCUUGGUGUUUUUUCAACAUCAGCUCAGAGGGCAAUGACCUGGCCUUCUCCCUGCUUUUUUCUCUGGUCGGAUUGAUUUGCAUCACUGCGUCCUUUUUGCUGAACACAGUGAGUGUGGUGACCCUGAUCAAGGUGUGCUGUGGGCAGGACAGCGCCCAGCGCCGCAGAGAUCAUGAAGUGGAGAUGAUGGUACAGCUCAUCCUUAUCAUGACCAUCGCAUCUGUCUGCUGGUGCCCCCUCCUGGUCUUUAUUGCUCAAACUGUGCUGUCCGGAGGUCCCUUACAGAUCAAAUACCUUGUACUUUGGAUACGUUUCGCCACCUGGAACCAGAUCCUCGACCCCUGGGUUUACAUCCUGUUUCGUAGGGCCGUUUUCAAAAGAAUCUUCCCUAGUUUUGACUGGUCCAGAGGGUCGAUCAUGUCUUUGUACCCGUCUUUCAGAGAAACUGUCCGCAGGUAUACACGACCUUCACUUCUAAGUAAUGAGGGUUCAAACCAAACAGCGGAGAUGACAAAAUCCAGUGUGACCUCCCCACCUACCGCAAAGCCACCCCCAUCUUCUACAUGAUUAGAUGGAUUUGAAAUGAUGCAGCAGCAGACUGGGUAGCAUUACAGGAAUAUAUAUAUAUAUAUAUAUAUAUAUAUAUAUUUUUUUUUUUUUAACACAUCUUCCUGUAGAGAUAGCAGAAUUGCACCAAUAAUCUGAAAGCAUUGAAUCUUGACACUCAUUGCAUGUCCUUAGACAUGUUUUCUCAGACUGAUGACACCAUUUCUGUUUUUGCAUCCCUUGAUCAGGUUGAACAGUCAAACCUUCAAUAUAUCAGUGAAAAGACAGAUUAUUCACAGUAGUAGCACUGAAGUCAGGCACUUUGAUGAUAUCAAUGUGCAAUGUUGUUUUGUUUUGUUUCAUAUUCUUUCGUUAAGUUAUAAUUCAGUAUUUGAUUUAGGUAUCAUCAGCACCAUAUGGUAGAUACCGUCUGUCUGUCUGUCUGUCUCUCUCUCUCUCUCUCUCUCUCUCUCUCUCUCUCUCUCUCUCUCUCUCUCUCUCUCUCUCUCUCUCUCUCUCACACACACACGCACACACACACACACACACACACACACACACACACACACACACACACACGAGAUGCUCUUGGGUUGACAUCUGAUUUUGCAGCGGUCCAGUCUCGGGUUUCAACGUGUUUUGGGGGCCUACAGUAAGACUAACGCUAGAUUUCUCACAAGGCUAUAUUAUUUUACGGAUUGUUAUAUCUAUAGAUAACCUGUUCCUUUUUGUGAUAGAGGACAAGCUUUCAGUCUGUUUCCAGUUUUUCAGGAAAUCACAUUCCAAACUUUAAAAUCAUGCUCCUCUGUCAUAAAUAGACAUGUUUUCCAGAUGAAAAUUCAGCAAUGCAUAAAGUGGAUGCCACUUACAUGGUUGUGAUGAAAAACAUUUAUUUUAAAAAUGAAUUUCUAGCUUAAUAACUAAGAGUAUUUUCUUUUCCUGAAGCAAUGUAUCAACUCUAUGUAUCACACACCACCCUGAGAUGAGUACUUAUUGAGUAGAAGUGAUGCAAGAAAGUGUAUUUGUUUGAUUUUUGAUUUUCCUUUUUCAGAAGUCUUUCACAUGAUUGCCUUACCUUUGUAAAAUUGCCACUUUAAUCAUUUGAGCAGAGGAAAAAUCAGAAAAUCUCAGAGCAGCUUAUUAAUUUGUGUGAAUUGAAUUUAAUUAGUAAAUCAAAUUAUCACAUUUUAAUACCAGCAUGAAUUGGGAUGCAAAAAGGUUUUUGACAAGCUAUUAUUCUGAGUCAUUUUCAUAUGAAAAGAUGUGCAAUUAUACAUUGAACUUAACACGUGUGUAUUUGUUUGCACGUGCCAGUGGAUAUGUACUUCCAUUUAUGUUAGGAAUAUUGUUGCAGGUUUGUCUCGUGUAAAUGGUUAUCAAGCAGUUUGGUAAUUUGAUCAGUUAUAUGACAAGCUAAACUGAUUUAGCUUCCAUAAUUUUGUGCACUACAUGAUUGCUUAGAUAUGCAGUAAUCAAUCUAAUCCUGCACAUGAACAUUGUGUUAUCGCUGCUGUCAGUCUGUCGCUCAGCUACUAAAAGGCCAAGCUCAUUAAAGAUAAUGGCAAAUAUGCAUUUCAUUUGAAUUCUUUUGAAAUAUUUAAUAUAAUGAAGUGUAAAUGUGGAAUGUGUGUGGCAUCAUGUGGCAAUUGACUGUAGAUGUAAAUAAACCAUCAUCAUUAUUUUAUUUAUUUA
Molecule: messenger RNA, 3048 nt
Organism: Salarias fasciatus (jewelled blenny)
Lineage: Eukaryota; Metazoa; Chordata; Actinopteri; Blenniiformes; Blenniidae
Gene: tbxa2r
Product: thromboxane A2 receptor
Exons: 4
Coding region: 256-1377 (373 amino acids)
Biological process (GO): inflammatory response; positive regulation of cytosolic calcium ion concentration; positive regulation of vasoconstriction
Cellular component (GO): plasma membrane
Molecular function (GO): thromboxane receptor activity
Source: RefSeq, a predicted model, not a curated record